Molecule: messenger RNA, 2740 nt
Organism: Rubroshorea leprosula
Lineage: Eukaryota; Viridiplantae; Streptophyta; Magnoliopsida; Malvales; Dipterocarpaceae
Source: the annotation of a GenBank genome assembly
CCUCUUCUUUCAUAAGUACUGGGCUCGUCUUCCUUGUCCGUUGCCUCCAAAACCAGAAGUCUGAUUCUAAUUUCCUAAUCCGGAUCUGAUUUAGGCUCCUGUUCUGCCCUUACUACUUUCCUCCCCUCCGGUUAGAACUGUGUGUUUGGGGUGGAAAGUUUCUGGUUCUGGAUUGAUUUUCUUCGCGUAAUAUAUCUCGAUGAAUAAUAAGCAGCAUGCUCCAUUCUCUCUCUGACUCCUAGGUUCUAAUCUCUAGAUUGCAGUUUCUUUCUGGUUUUUGUUUGAGCCACAAAAGUGCAAAGAUAGCAAAUUUCAGUCCUUUUUCUGUAUAUAAUUUACUAGAUUAUCUUUACUGGUGUAGUUGAAACUAUUUCCCUUCCAAAAUGUUGUCUGCUGGUGUUGCUCUUAGUCGGGCUCAUAGUGAACCAAUACUUUCUCUUAGUGAUGAACCAAUACUUUCUCUUAGUCGCAUCAAUUCUGAAUGGGGUCUGUGCCAAAGCGACUCCAUUUUGUUAUUCUUGACCCUUUCACGAUCUAUGGUGCCAAUGCGUGUUCUGGAAUCGGAUUCCAUUGAGUCUGUGAAGCUGAGGAUUCAAACCUGCACAGGGUUUGUUGUGAGGAAUCAGAAGUUGGUUUGUAGAGGUCGGGAGCUGGCACGGAGUAAUUCCCUCAUUCGUGACUAUGGUGUCACUGAUGGCAAUGUUUUGCAUUUAGUCCUUAGGCAUUCUGAUCUUCAAGUUAUUAAUGUCAGGACUGUUUGUGGAAAAGAAUUUGUGUUCCAUAUCCAACGAGGAAGAAAUGUUGGUUAUCUGAAAAGACAGAUUGCAAAGAGGGAAAAAGAAUUCAAUAAUCCAGAUGAGCAAGAAGUUAUUUGUGAUGGGAAGCAGGUUGAGGAUCAAAUGCUUAUUGAUGAUAUAUGUGAGGUUAAUGGUGCAGUAUUGCACUUGUUGGUCCGUCGAACUGCAAAACUUCGGGUUAGGGGUGUUGAGAAGAAGAUUGAAGUGUCUAUUGUGGCACCAGAAUUGAAUGAUGGGACAGCUUAUGUAGCCGGUGAGAAGAAAACUAGAAGACAGUAUGAUGCUGCUGAAGAUUAUUCCAGGGGUUAUCAAGUUAACAAGGAGAUUGUACCAAGAAAACCUCCUGAUAGAGACUUCUUCUUUGAGCCAGUUGUUAAUCCCAAGGUUGAAUUACCUUUGAUAAUUUUGGAUAUGAUUAAUUCCACUCGCUGCGGUUUAGACGGUGGUAACUAUCCAAUUAGGUCUAAGGAGGGUACUGGAGGAGUGUAUUUUAUGCAGGAUGCAACUGGCCAAAAUUUUGUUUCUGUCUUUAAGCCAAUUGAUGAGGAACCUCUGGCAGUUAACAACCCAGGAGGACUGCCUCCAUCACCAGAUGGUGAAGGGUUGAAGAAGGGUACAACAGUUGGAGAAGGAGCAUUUAGGGAAUCCGCAGCUUAUGUUUUGGAUCAUCCAAAAAUUGGGCUUCCCUCAUUGUUUUAUGAUAAGGAGGGUUUUGCUGGCGUGCCUCCAACCGUUAUGAUAAAGUGUGGACAUAGAGCAUUUAACAAUCCUGAUAAUGUUACUGUGAAGCUUGGGUCCUUGCAAAUGUACAUAGAAAAUAGUGGAAGUUGUGAAGACAUUGGUCCUGGGGCUUUUCCGGUGGAGGAAGUACAUAAAAUUUCUGUUUUGGAUAUAAGAUUGGCAAAUGCAGAUAGGCAUGCUGGAAAUAUUUUGUUGAGCAAAGAUGCUGAUGGAAAGACUCUGCUAAUUCCAAUUGAUCAUGGUUAUUGCUUGCCUGAAAGUAUUGUUUUAGAGAUUCUGUUUCUCUGUGCUGAUAUGUUGAUGGAGGGAUUUGAACCUGCAUUUGCGUUUGAAGAUUGCACAUUUGAGUGGCUCUAUUGGCCUCAAGCUCACGAACCUUACUCACUUGGAACUAUUGAGUACAUAAAAUCUCUGGAUGCUGAAGAAGAUAUUGCUCUUCUUAAAGACCAUGGAUGGGAUAUGCCACUAGAAUGUGCCCGCACACUUCGCAUCUCUACAAUGCUUCUGAAAAAGGGAGUUGACAGAGGACUCACUCCCUAUGCAAUUGGAAGCGCAAUGUGCAGAGAAAGAUUGAACAAAGAAUCUGUAAUAGAGGAGAUUGUCCAAGAAGCAAAAGAUUCAGCACUUCCGGGCACAAGUGAAGCUGUGUUUCUUGAAACUCUUUCUCAAACCAUGGAUCACCGUCUCAAUGAGAUUGCUGGAUCAUAGCCAUGAUAAAAUUGCAGGAUUCCUGGUGAAUCUGUACGUGGUGGUGGUUUUGUAAGCAAAUAUAUAUGCAUGGCAAGAUGACUUGUUCAAAUUGUCUGCAGCCUUGUUGUUUACCCAUGUACGGAAGCUUUUUAAUUCUUACUUGUUUCUUGAGACAAUCAAUUCUUUUUGUUCAUCCCAGCUAGCUUCUCAUACAUAAUAUUGGCCUUAAAGCUUCAAUUGAACAAAGAUAUAGUUAACCAUUUUUUUUUCUUUUACAAGAUUUUGUGUUUCCCUGAGGUUUGAGUUUAAGUUUUGCUGUAUUUUAAUUUUUGGCAGUAUAUAAUGAAUAAAUUUCUGCUCUCAUGUAUAAUACUUCAAAUCCUACGCAGAUGAAGGACUUGGGUUAGAAUUCAAUGUUCUUGAUGACUCAAUGGGAACUCAAGGGACCUUAUGCAUAAAAGCCAUGUAUGUUAAUUUGAUUAAUGUGAAUUUUAUAAAUUUCAUAGAACUUG